This is a messenger RNA of Tupaia belangeri chinensis (Chinese tree shrew), 981 nucleotides long. RefSeq names its product olfactory receptor 13G1. Gene Ontology annotation, cellular component: membrane. The transcript has a single exon. The record is from RefSeq and is a predicted model, not a curated record. Bases 1 to 981 code for a protein of 326 amino acids. Gene Ontology annotation, molecular function: G protein-coupled receptor activity; olfactory receptor activity. Lineage: Eukaryota; Metazoa; Chordata; Mammalia; Scandentia; Tupaiidae. Gene Ontology annotation, biological process: G protein-coupled receptor signaling pathway.
AUGGCAUCAGCACUGGUCCAUGCUUGGGAGGACUUCCAGCUGCACCUGCCAUGGAGGAAUCACACAUCAGUUUCUGAAUUUGUCCUCCAGGGUUUCUCUGAAUACACUCGGGCCCAUGGCUUCCUUUUCUGUCUCUUUUUGGCCCUGUACUUGCUGGCCCUUGUGGGCAACUUGCUCAUCACUGCAGUGGUGUGGGCCAACCCAGGGCUUCACAUGCCCAUGUACAUCUUCCUGGUGAACUUGGCACUGCUGGACAUGGUGGGUUCCAGCACGGCAGUGCCCACACUGCUGGAGGCCCUAGCCAUGGGAGCAAGCACCAUCUCCUUUCCUGCCUGCAUGACCCAGGUCUUCGUCUUCUCCUGGACCUUAGGCUCUGAGCUGCUGCUGUUCACGGUCAUGGCCUAUGACCGCUAUGUGGCCAUCUGCCAUCCACUGCACUACAGCUCCAGGAUGAGCCCAUGGGCCUGCGGGAUGCUGGUGUCAGGGAUCUGGGUGGUGGGCAUGCUGGAUUCCAUACUGCACACUGCAAUGCUUGCUCGGCUGUCCUUUUGUGGUCCCAACACCAUCAACCACUUCUUUUGUGAGAUUCCUCCUAUCCUGCUUCUGUCUUGCUCCCCUACUCAGGUGAAUGAGCUCAUGACCCUGGUAACAGACUUGUCCCUAGGGGGCACCAACUUCCUGCUAACUCUAGUGUCCUACGGCUGCGUCAUUGCCAGCAUACUGCGGAUUCGCUCAGCUGAGGGCAAACAGCGGGCCUUCUCCACUUGCUCUGCCCACCUCAUCGUGGUCUCCAUGUACUAUUCGGCUGUGUUCUGUGCCUACAUCAGUCCCAGUGCCAGCUACAGCCCUGAGAAGGCGAAGUCUAUUGCUGUGCUUUAUAGUCUGGUCAGUCCAGCCCUGAAUCCGCUGAUCUACACACUCAGGAACAAGGAUGUCAGAGCUGCACUCCAGAAGCUCUUCGCAAGGACUCCUGCAUUAUGA